AUGGAAUGGGAACCAAGAGAUGAAUGUCUGUAUUAUGUUCUUAAUAAGAUAUUACGGACUGAAAACCGACAAAAACUCAAACCUUGGUAUUCUUAUUUGAGGCUGAUUCUCAACGCUCUCCAAAAACUACCACCACAGAAGCUAACAGUAUGGCGUGGCGUUCCACUUGAUCUCAAUCAACAAUAUGAAAUAGGGAAACGUUACGUUUGGUGGGCAUUCUCAUCGUGCACUCGGUCGCUUGCUGUUCUUGAAUCAGAACAAUUUCUUGGCAAACAUGGGCCACGCACUUUAUUCAACAUAGAAUGUCAAAAUGGAAAAACAAUUCGAUCGCAUUCGUACAUUGACGUUGAAGAUGAAAUUCUUCUUUUACCUGCAGCACAAUUUGAAGUUAUCAGCAAAUUGAAACCUUCGUCUGAUCUUAACAUUAUUCAUUUGAGACAGGUUGAUCCACCGUUUCCCCUCAUUGAACUACCCUUAACAACUAUGACCGUGAGACUGAAAUCUCACUUUAAUAAAGAUGAGGAGCAAUUACCUAACAGUUAUCAAAAUGAUAAACUGGAACAACUCAUUUAUACACAGGGCCACGAUAUGGAUCUUAAAAGACAGGAAUUAAUCGAUAAUGACAUUCCAAUAGUCAUACAGCGGGCUAUUAUUGAUAAAAAAUGUUCGUAUCUCAAUCUACGUAGCAACAAGAUUACAGAAGAAGGAGCUCAGUGUCUUGCAAAGGUGCUUCAGUCGCACACGUCGUUAUCAAUGUUACAAAUAGCAGAAAAUAAAGUUGGAGAUGGUGGCGUCCAUUUGAUUGCUCAGGCGCUAUACAAAAACACACACUUAAAUUUCCUCGAUCUCACGAACAAUAAUAUCAAGCAUAAGGGUGCCCAAUCUCUGGCCGAAGCUCUACGAGCUAACUCAACAUUAGAGAGUCUUUAUAUUGGUGCCAAUCAGAUUGGUGAUAGUGGGGCUCAAUGCUUUUCUGCAGCUUUAAAGCACAAUACAACCCUAAAAACUCUGUCACUUGACAUCACUGGAGUUACCGACAAUGGCACGAUUUAUUUGGCUGAAAUGCUAACAACAAAUACAAACCUCACUAAUCUCUAUCUUGAUAAUAAUAAUCUAACGAACAGCGGAAGAUUAGGAAUAUUUGUGGGUAAACGUCGAAAAAGACGAUAUCUUCCUCCUCAAUGCCUACCAGAUCAUCCAGAAUGCAUUUCUCCAGAUGAAUUAACAAAUAUUAACAAAAUUGCAGGACAAUCUGAAUCUUCACCAAUCCUAAUAGAAACAACAAUACCAUCACCAACAACAGCGACAUCGUCUAAUAAAUGUAGCGAUUUUUAUUUAGCAUGUCGUAAUAAUAAGAUUGAAGAAGUUCAAGCAUUACUUGAAACUAUGGAUACAAAUGAUAUUGACAGAGUCGAACCAAAUGGUAUGACGGCAUUACAUGCUGCAUGUUUUCAUGGGCAUCUAGAAAUUGUUAAAUUAUUAUUGAUGGUAGGAGCAGAUAGAGCUAUUCAAAGUAAAUAUGGAAAUUUACCAUUUGGUGAAGCGAGGACUGACGAAAUUAAAGAACUUUUCUAUCUUAUACCGAAUUCUAAUCGACUCCAAUCAAAUAAAGGUACUAUUGAGUGGGAAAUUAUUGACGAUGAUGAUAUUGUAGAUGAUGCUACACAAAUACGACAUUUGCUUAAAUCUACUUUUGACAGCACUAGUGAACUGACAUCAAUGUAG
Molecule: messenger RNA, 1725 nt
Organism: Rotaria sp. Silwood2
Lineage: Eukaryota; Metazoa; Rotifera; Eurotatoria; Philodinida; Philodinidae
Source: the annotation of a GenBank genome assembly